This is a messenger RNA of Sesamum indicum (sesame), 1618 nucleotides long. RefSeq names its product putative galacturonosyltransferase-like 9. NCBI's taxonomy places the organism in Eukaryota, Viridiplantae, Streptophyta, Magnoliopsida, Lamiales, Pedaliaceae. Gene Ontology annotation, cellular component: Golgi apparatus. The record is from RefSeq and is a predicted model, not a curated record. Gene Ontology annotation, molecular function: glycosyltransferase activity.
UCUCCACUCCCCACCAACAAUGUAUUUCCAUUAGUGCUUCUCAUAUUCAUCAGAGAGGUUUUUCCCUUCUCAAGAACCCUACUUUUGUCAAGAAAAAUUCACUCCCAACACCAACACUGCACUAUUUUGCGGUUUCUUUUUUCUUCUCAAGAACCAUUUCUUUUUCUAGAAAAAGAAAAUGGUUCUUCCAAGAUUUUGUGCCGAGUUGAUCCCUGCCCUUGUUUUCCUUCUUCUCUUGCUCUACUCGCCCUUGAUGUGUCUGGGAAUUCGUUCCUUCCCCAACAACGACGUUUUCACCAGCUCCGACUUGAACGCCCUCUUCGGAUUCUCUGAGGCCCCGGACUACCGGAACGGCGUCGAUUGUCCUUCAGUGUCGCCGUCUCCGCCGGAUCCUGUGACGUCGUGCGAUCCGUCUCUGGUCCACGUGGCAAUGACCCUCGACUCCGAGUACCUCCGUGGUUCAAUGGCGGCCGUGCACUCGGUCCUCCGCCACGCGUCGUGCCCGGAGCAGGUUUUCUUCCACUUCAUCGCAGCGGAGUUUGACUCGGUGAGUCCCCGAGUUUUAAGUCGACUGGUGCAUUCCAUAUUCCCAUCCCUUAAUUUCAAAGUCUACAUCUUCCGAGAAGAUACCGUUAUAAACCUCAUCUCCUCUUCCAUCCGGUCCGCUUUAGAGAACCCGUUAAACUACGCCAGGAAUUAUUUGGGCGACAUUCUCGACCCGUGUGUGAAUCGGGUCAUAUAUCUGGACUCGGAUCUUGUGCUGGUGGAUGACAUUCUAAAGCUGUGGGAAGUGAGAAUAUCGGAGGGGAGAAUAAUCGGGGCCCCGGAAUACUGCCACGCGAAUUUCACCAAGUAUUUCAACGAGAAUUUCUGGUCGGACCCUGGAUUGAGCCGGGUAUUCAGGUCGAGGAACCCGUGCUACUUCAACACAGGGGUGAUGGUGAUGGAUUUGGGGAAGUGGAGGGAGGGGCAUUUUCGGGAGAAGAUUGAGAACUGGAUGGAAGUGCAGAGAAAGAAACGGAUAUACGAGUUGGGUUCUCUGCCGCCCUUCUUGCUUGUUUUUGGUGGAAAUGUGGAGCCGAUUGAUCAUAGGUGGAACCAACACGGGUUGGGAGGGGAUAACGUGGCAGGAUCGUGCAGGGCGUUGCAUCCAGGUCCAGUGAGCCUGCUGCACUGGAGUGGGAAGGGGAAGCCUUGGGUUAGGCUUGAUGAGAAGAAUCCGUGUCCCUUGGAUUAUCUAUGGGAGCCUUAUGAUUUGUACAAGGGGAAAGUGAAGGUUCAACAUUCUGAGCGUCAGGAACAACAACAGUUUGGGUUUUUCUGGUAGAGUCGAGUCUGAUUUGGUGGUGGUAAUGGUAUUUUCUUUCAUCAAAUUCUUGGGAGUAAUCAUUCUUUGAUUAGUAGGAGGGUAGCUCUGUACAGAUUGAUGGGGAAAAAUUCUUUUCUUUUUUCCUUUAAGAAAAAAACAAAAACGAAAAUGAUGGUAAAAAUUUGAUUGAGAGAAUUGUUUGUUGGGGAUUCCUUUGAUUAAAGGAACCAAUUUUGGGCAUUACAUUCUUAUUUGUAUCUACACUACACACAAACUAUGAAUAACAACAUGUAGUUGUUCAAUCAGUUA